UUUCUUUGCUGUUGCUGUCAGCCUAAAUAUACAUAUUAACAUACAUAUUAACACAUACACAUGUUUCUGAAACACAUCGAGUUGUCCAUUUAAAUUAAAAUUCACCAGUAAGUUCCGCUAACCAUUUUGGAUAGCGAUAAAUACAAGUGCAAAAAACCAUCGAUAUGAAAGUGUUAUCGAUAAUAUCGUAUCCGCGAAUAUGAUGCAUACUGUUUCCACAACAUUGCGUUUCGUUGCACGAUCCCCACGCAUGGAAACGCGCGGAAGAGCAUUUUCUACAUUAAAUAAAAAGCCCAUUACAUUGCUGUGCUCAUUCCGUCAGGCGCCUUUAUUAUCAACUAGGCCACCUUCAUUACCACCAAAGCCAUUGCCAUCAAAGUCGAAUUCAAAUCCAAAUUACCGACCAUCAUUGUGGUCACAUAUGUUUGGUAAAUAUUUGAUUGUCACAAAUAUUCUUGGUUCUGGAAUUUUAUUGGUUAUCGGUGAUAUGGUGACCCAGCAAUUGGAAUAUUUGGCUCAAAAUUAUCCCUUUGAUUAUCAUCGUUCUGGGCAGAUGUUAAUUACCGGUCUGAUAUUGGGCCCCAUUCAGCAUUUAUUCUAUAAUUUGUUGGAUCACAUAUUGCCAGAAAGUACGCAUAUUGUAACCUUGAAAAAAAUCUUUUGGGAUCAAUUAUUAAUGUCGCCGAUAUAUCUAUUUGGAUUCUUUUAUUUAACAAGCCUGCUAGAGGGCCGUAGCUUCGAGGAAUCGAAUGACGAAAUCAAAGAGAAAUUUCUCUAUACAUGGAUGAUGGAUUGUAUAAUUUGGCCGGCAGUGCAAUAUUUUAAUUUUCGAUAUUUGAAAUCUGUUUAUCGUGUUGCAUUCACUAAUAUAACCAAUUGUCUAUAUAUUGUGUUACUUUCCUAUAUCAAACACGAUAUGGGUAAGCGUCAUUGUCAUUCUAAAAAAAGUAAAAAAUAAAAUUCAAAAAACAACAAAA
Molecule: messenger RNA, 977 nt
Organism: Drosophila willistoni
Lineage: Eukaryota; Metazoa; Arthropoda; Insecta; Diptera; Drosophilidae
Product: PXMP2/4 family protein 4
Exons: 1
Coding region: 200-958 (252 amino acids)
Biological process (GO): mitochondrial ribosome assembly
Cellular component (GO): cytoplasm; membrane
Source: RefSeq, a predicted model, not a curated record